Molecule: messenger RNA, 1815 nt
Organism: Diaporthe batatas
Lineage: Eukaryota; Fungi; Ascomycota; Sordariomycetes; Diaporthales; Diaporthaceae
Exons: 3
Coding region: 1-1815 (604 amino acids)
Biological process (GO): secondary metabolite biosynthetic process
Molecular function (GO): flavin adenine dinucleotide binding; oxidoreductase activity, acting on CH-OH group of donors
Source: RefSeq, a predicted model, not a curated record
AUGGCUGCAGCAUGGUUUGCUAUUGCACUAUUACUGUCCUGCGGGAGUUGUGUUCCUGUGUCAGACCACGAGAGAAGACAAGAUGCUGGAUUUGACUACGUUAUUGUGGGUGGAGGCACAGCAGGCCUUACACUCGCAGCAAGGCUUUCGGAAGACCCGUCCACCUCAGUGGCUGUCAUUGAGGCCGGCACUUACUACUCGAUCUCAGACCCAUUGAUAGCAUCGACGCCAGCAGGUGACACGCUUUUUGCCGGCAGUUCUCCGACGGAUACGAACCCGCUGGUAGACUGGGACUUCGUCACUACACCUCAAACAGGCGCAAAUAACCGACCCAUGCGCUAUCCGCGUGGAAAAUGCCUGGGAGGCAGCUCAGCGCUGAACUUCAUGAUCUAUCAGCGCCCAGACACUGGCUCGAUGCAGCUCUGGGCUGACACGGUCGGAGACCAGAGUUACACUUUCGAGAACAUGCUACCAUACUAUAAGAAGAGCGUUCAAUUCACGCCACCUAACACGGAUAAGAGAGCAUCGAACGCGACAACGCAGUACGAUGCCACAGCCUUCGACACGGCUGGUGGGCCUCUGCGAGUGUCGUAUGCUAAUUACGCACAACCAUUCUCUAGCUAUAUCCAGCCUGCAAUGGAAGAAAUUGGAGUGGCCCAGGCCAAGGACUUCAACAGCGGGACCCUCAUGGGCUCGCAAUACUGCAGCUCGACGAUCAAUCCGGACAACGAGAAUCGGGACUCUUCCCAGACCUCAUUCCUCAGUGCAGCAGAGUCGCGGCCGAAUUUGAAGGUCUACCAGGUCACCAAGGCGAGCAAAGUCCUAUUCGAUGGGAGCAAGGCUGCUACAGGCGUGCUGCUCGAUUCAGGCACGACGCUUUCGGCGAACAAAGAGGUCAUCAUCUCAGCUGGCGCAUUUCAGACUCCCCAGCUUCUGAUGCUGUCAGGAAUUGGACCUGCCGAGACGCUUCAGAAGUUUGACAUACCCGUCAUUGCUGACCGUCCCGGGGUGGGACAAAACUUGACGGACCACAUCUUCUUCGGGCCAUCAUACCGUGUCAACGUACAGACGCUCACGUAUCUGGCCAACAACCUCUUGUAUGUUGGAGCGCAGUACGCGACGGCCUUUCUCCCUUUCAACGAGGGCCCUCUAACGAAUCCGGUCUGUGAUUUCCUCGGCUGGGAAAAAGCACCGCGAGACGGGAUCACCCCGAGCGCAGCAGCAGCGCUGGACAAGCUGCCCGACACCUGGCCCGACAUCGAGUACCUCGGGGCUCCAGGCUACGUUGGAGCCUUCACCAACCUCUUCACGACCCAGCCCGACGACGGGUACCAGUACGCCACCAUCCUCGCAGCCCUGGUGGCGCCGCAGUCCCGCGGCACGGUCACCAUCUCAUCAAACAACGUGGCCGAUAAGCCCAUCGUGGACCCGCGCUGGCUCACCGACCCGAUAGACGAGUCCGUCGCGGUGGCAUCAUACAAGCGCCUGAGGCAGGCCUUCGCCUCGGAAGCGAUGCGGCCCGUCCUCGCUGACCCGAACGAGUACUUCCCGGGGCCGGCGGUGCAGAGUGACGAGCAGAUACUGAACACGGUACGCGACACGCUCAUGACGGUGUACCAUGCCAGCUGCACGGCGCGCAUGGGUACCGUCGACGACCCCACGGCUGUGGUGGACACUGGCGCCAGGGUCAUCGGUGUGCAGCGGCUGAGGGUGGUGGAUGCGAGCAGCUUUGCUCUGUUGCCGCCGGGGCAUCCUCAGAGUACUGUCUAUGCUUUUGCAGAGAAGAUUGCGGAUGAAAUCAAGGCUGGGAAGUAG